CUGACUCCAUCUCAUACUGUUAGUGGCAUGAUGAGAACUUCCGUCACCCUUUUCAUCUUUGCUGUUCUACUUGCUGUCGCUAAGCCAGGGUUUGCCAUUCAGUGCCGGACCUGCACAGGCAUAAAUCUAGACUGUUUCGGCUCCCUCAUGAACUGCGCCUCUGAAUAUGAUAUCUGUGGUUCACUUUUCAUUGAAGCUACACUGUUAGGAAAGACAGUGACAACUACAAAAAGAUCAUGUACGACACAAAAGAGCUGUGUUCCUGGGGAUAUAUUUAUGCAUCUUGCAAAUGGAUAUCUGGAGACUGGGAGCAGCAUUUGCUGUACAACCGAUGACUGCAACGCAGCAAAUCUUACAGUACCAGCACGGAAUGAAACCCUGAACGGAAUACAGUGCCCUUACUGUGUCGCUGAGGGCUCCCAGACAUGCAAAGACGAGACCAUCAAUUGCACUGGGUUGGAAACUCAAUGCUUCACCAGGCAGAUCGGUUCCAUCACCCACAAGGGCUGCGCCUCCAAAUCUUUCUGUGCUAAUAGUCAAUCAAUUGUCAUUACUGAAAAGCUUUAUACGGUAAUAUCUUCUCAAUGGAUAAGCUGUAAAGCAGCUUCUGAAGAACAAGAUGUCCCAGGAAGAGCAAGUAAAGUGCUGCAAUCAACCCAGAUCUACCUCCAAAUCUUUGUUGGAUUUCUGAUCGCAAAUAGUUUCUUCCAGUGUCUUUUUUAGUGUCUGUUACCAUGAGGACCUUUUGCAAACCUUGUGUGUUUCUCAUUUGAUUUUCCUUUGUUUUAGAUGGCCCCUUCUUCCCUUCUUUUGGGGGUUUGCUAAAGUCUGAAUCCGUGCCUUUUCUGGAAAUAUUCUGAGGGUAUCUUUAAGUAAUACUGAAAGAUUUUUUAAAAAAAUUCUGUAGAUUUAAUAAGAAUGUAAAAUGUAAUUUGGCUAGACUAUGCAUUCUCAAUUCCCAUUUUUAUCUUGCCCUAAAACAAUGGGUGAAAAAUGACCACCCCGAUUGCACUUUCGGGCGCAGAAUGCAGAGAAGCAUUCUUCCAGGAGAACAACUUCUUCCUGUACAUUCUUCCUGUAUAUUGUCACCCGCACAUUAUUACAUAGCUUCCUCAAAAUAACAGCCACUUACAGUUUAGUUUUCUUUGGAUGAGAGACCGCAGAAAAAUUGCCUUCCAAACAUGGCAGCUUCCUCUAUCCAUUUCAAUUAAUUUAUAACAUGAAAUGAAACUUGUCAUAUAUAUAAUGGAUUAACUGUUUACAAUAAUAAACGUGCAUGA
Messenger RNA from Eublepharis macularius, 1280 nucleotides. Its product is annotated as phospholipase A2 inhibitor and Ly6/PLAUR domain-containing protein-like. Gene Ontology annotation, molecular function: phospholipase inhibitor activity. Gene Ontology annotation, cellular component: extracellular region. Lineage: Eukaryota; Metazoa; Chordata; Lepidosauria; Squamata; Eublepharidae. The record is from RefSeq and is a predicted model, not a curated record. The transcript has 5 exons. The coding region runs from base 28 to 723 and encodes 231 amino acids.